GAGCGAGGGCCAUAUUCUCUUCAGAACUGUGUCUGUGUCGACAACGAGGUCGUCAGAGAUCUCUUCUCUCCUAUUUUCUUUGUUCUUCUCUCUCUCUCUCUCUCUCUCUUAUACUCUUCGUUGCCGCCUCUUUCGCGAUGGCUGCACCCACGACAGAGGACCAGUGCUUUGUGGAAGGUCUCGCUUGGGCUACGGAUGACCGAGCUCUGCGAAUUGCAUUCCGCCAGUGCGGCGACGUGGUGGACUGCAAGGUCAUCUUGGACUGUGAGACUGGCAGGUCGAGACGCUUUGGGUUCGUCGCUAUCGCUGACGAGAAGUCCAUCAACAGCGCCAUUUGCACAAUGAAUGGCUUUCGGUUGGACAACAGAUCCAUCACUGUGAACCAAGCUCAAGCAAGAAGUGGCCGAAGUCAUGGCGGCGGCGGCGGCGGCGGCGGCUUUGGCUCUCGUGGCGGCGGUCGCUAUGGUGGCGACAGCGACCGGUAUGGCAGUGGGUAGGGCAAUGGCGGUGGAUAAAACGAUGGCGGCUACAGCAGCCGGUCGCGA
Chara braunii is the source of this 545-nucleotide messenger RNA. The record is from the annotation of a GenBank genome assembly. NCBI's taxonomy places the organism in Eukaryota, Viridiplantae, Streptophyta, Charophyceae, Charales, Characeae.